GACGAGGCGCUCGUUGGGUGGUGCACCUGCUGAGAGUAGGGCGUGAACGGAGUCUGGUGCCACUGACUCUCAGAUCCUCGGGCUUGGACUUGUGAGAGCGAAGGGAGCGCCAGCUUAACGGUUUGGGCGGUUGCUAUCGUGGAAACGCUCCGUUUGCUCAGGUCAUAAAUUGCAAUUGAUUCCGGACGAGGUUCGAAUCCGAUAAAGACGCCGGAAGCAAAGCACUGCAGUAUCAGACGCCAGUGAAGUCGUUAAUGCGCUGCAGUCGUCAAAAGUCAUAAAAAUCGUAAUAAUUCGUGAGCUUCGUUGUCGUUAAGGAACUGUUUCCUCAGCACCUCGCAACCCUACAUGAGAUGGUCAGUAUGUGAUGACCGCAAGCAUUGUGCAAGCUGCGACUACGGACGCACCCUGGGAUCUAAAAGAUGCAAUGCAUGCAGAGGGACGGUUCGAAACUUGCAGUGGUGGGGAGGUGGAAGAGAAGAUAGCUGCGGAGGUGGUUGGGGGAUGCAGCCGUGCUUGCACGCUAACCGGCGGGAGAGCUGAUAGCACUAGGCAAAAUCGGAUGUUCACAAAGGUGGUGUGGUGGAGGCAGAGAAGUGACUUACCUUUACGUGGACAAGAAGGCCGGCUUGAGGUUUUGCGGCAAUCGGGAUGCGCUAUAGAGAGCUCCGUUUGCACCGCGGUGAGCUGUGUCCGGUCGGUCGGUUGCUCGUUCGCAGCAGUAGAGAGGCUCCAACGCACAAAGCUGCGGGGCUGGCGCUCUCUGCCGCUACUGCUUGUCUGGCCGUGUGUCUUGGAUCGAUGCAGCGGGCCGAGGCGUUGUGCGGUAGUUGUCUGCGAGCUUGUGUGAAGUUGCAGACCUGCAGCAGAUUUGGCAGUCUAAGGACUAUGCAGGUGAAUGCAGCGUUCGAAAGGCGCGGCGGAAGAUGGAGUCUCGGUUCUUGAUGAGACACAAGAAAGAGGCGCCAAGUUUGCAGGGGUGUCGAGUAGGCGCUGGGGUGGGGCGGUGGCUUGCCGAGUCCAGCUUUCAGGAAUGCUGCCGUUUC
Messenger RNA from Baudoinia panamericana UAMH 10762, 1046 nucleotides. RefSeq lists its product as uncharacterized. The coding region runs from base 368 to 850 and encodes 160 amino acids. The record is from RefSeq and is a predicted model, not a curated record. Lineage: Eukaryota; Fungi; Ascomycota; Dothideomycetes; Mycosphaerellales; Teratosphaeriaceae. The transcript has a single exon.